AUAAUAAAGCAAUAUAUUUCUCGAAGCCUUAAAAAAGAAGAUUCUGUUGUGUUCUGUUAAAACCUGCCAACCCCAUGUGCUUCAAAUCAUAGUUAAUGGAUCGCUUCACCCGCAAAUUCAGGCUUCUUCUUCUUGCAUGGCUGCAUCGAUCUCGUUCUGGCCCGAUAUCUUUGGUAAGGCGUUUUUCUUACAAGGAAAUUAAGAGAGCAACGGAUAGUUUUCACAGAACAUUUUACAGAAAUUCCCAUGGGGCUGCUUAUAAAGCAAGAUUUCAAGAUGGUGAGGUUGCUUUGGUAAGAGAAGUGCAAGCUUUUAAUGUAGAAAAAGAUGUCUUCUACAGAGACGUGCAACAAUUGGGGCGUUUACAUCAUCGCAACCUUCUUGCACUUCGAGGGUUUUCUGCCGGACGUAAGAGGUAUCUUGUGUUUGAUAACAUAGAAAAUGGAAGCUUGAAAGAACAUCUUAAUGAUCCUCUUAAAACCCCCUUAAAUUGGAAGACGAGGCUUCAAAUAGCCAUUGGUGUGGCAGCUGCACUGGAAUAUUUGUUGCUCUUUAGUAACCCACCAAUAUAUCAUGUCUCCAUCAGCUCAAGCAGUAUUAUGUUAGACGAAAACUUCACUGCAAAGGUCUCUGAUGUUGGCAUUCUUAGUUCUGUUGGAAAUUAUGUCAGAGUGCCUAACAACUCAUGUCCAGAAGAUCUUAGGAGUCAGCAUUGCAGUAACAUAAUAUUUCAGCUUGGCGUGCUGAUCCUGGAGCUAAUAACUGGGCAGUCAUCAGAGGAAGGAGGUGAAGAUUUAAUCCAAUGGAUCCAAGAAUCGUGCUUGGGCAGUUCAAUCCCUAGGAUGAUAGACCCAGAUCUUGGGAAUAAUUAUGAUUCUAGAGAGCUUAAAAAGCUUCUAGCUGUAGCAAGAUUAUGUAUUAAAACUAAGGAUAAGCCAACAUUUUCAAUCCCACAGAUAUCUCGGUAUCUCCAGAAGAAGGUAGAUGUUCCAAGGCAACAGUAUCUGCGCCCUCAGGUUUCUUUUAUAUGAAGUUUUCAUCUUAUAUGAAAUCAAGUUAUUUGUUUCGUUUUAACUGUUGCUCUUUUCUUUUAUAUAUAAAACUAGGUAGAACAUUGACAAUAA
Pistacia vera is the source of this 1124-nucleotide messenger RNA. Its product is annotated as probable receptor-like protein kinase At1g49730. Bases 96 to 1031 code for a protein of 311 amino acids. Gene Ontology annotation, cellular component: plasma membrane. NCBI's taxonomy places the organism in Eukaryota, Viridiplantae, Streptophyta, Magnoliopsida, Sapindales, Anacardiaceae. The transcript has 7 exons. Gene Ontology annotation, molecular function: ATP binding; protein tyrosine kinase activity. The record is from RefSeq and is a predicted model, not a curated record. Gene Ontology annotation, biological process: protein phosphorylation.